Messenger RNA from Nelumbo nucifera (sacred lotus), 1604 nucleotides. RefSeq names its product Transducin/WD40 repeat-like superfamily protein (gene RAE1). Lineage: Eukaryota; Viridiplantae; Streptophyta; Magnoliopsida; Proteales; Nelumbonaceae. The record is from RefSeq and is a predicted model, not a curated record. Gene Ontology annotation, molecular function: protein binding.
CGCGAGCUGGGCUAUACUUACCCCUGGCACUACUUCACCUUCGUCUGUAUAUGUUCCUUUCCCGUAUCUCGCUCACUGGCUUCCCCCUCACACUUUUGAGAAGAAGAUCUUCCGACCUUUCUGCUUUGGUUGUUAAUCUGAACUUACCGAGCGAUAUUUCAUUCCAUAGAGUGAUUUGAUUGAGACCAUCGAUGUCUAAUCUCACGGGACUCAACACUGCUGCGGGUCCAAACCCAAAUAAAUCGUUCGAGGUGGUUCAACCUCCCACGGAUUCUGUUUCCAGCCUUAGCUUCAGUCCCAAGGGAAAUUACCUCGUUGCUACUUCUUGGGAUAACCAGGUUAGAUGUUGGGAGAUAGCACGUACAGGCCCCACUGUUGCCAGCAUGCCAAAAGCAUCCACAUCGCACGACCAGCCGGUCUUAUGCUCGGCUUGGAAGGACGAUGGAACUACUGUGUUUUCUGGUGGGUGUGAUAAGCAAGUUAAGAUGUGGCCAUUGAUGUCAGGUGGGCAACCUGUGACUGUGGCCAUGCAUGAUGCCCCUGUCAAGGAAGUUGCUUGGAUCCCAGAGAUGAACCUCUUGGUUACUGGAAGUUGGGAUAAGACUCUGAGGUACUGGGAUACUAGACAGUCAACUCCAGUCCAUACUCAGCAGCUGCCUGAUCGUUGCUAUGCACUAACAGUUCGCCAUCCUUUAAUGGUUGUUGGCACUGCAGAUCGGAAUUUGAUAGUGUUUAAUUUGCAGAAUCCUCAGACUGAGUUUAAGAGAAUCACUUCGCCUCUGAAGUAUCAGACAAGAUGUGUUGCUGCAUUUCCUGAUCAGCAAGGUUUCUUGGUUGGCUCAAUAGAGGGAAGAGUUGGUGUUCAUCACUUGGAUGAUGCUCAACAAAGUAAAAACUUUACUUUCAAAUUCCACAGAGAGGGAAGUGAGAUCUACUCAGUCAACUCUUUAAACUUCCAUCCAAUACACCAUACUUUUGCAACGGCAGGAUCUGAUGGCGCAUUCAACUUCUGGGACAAGGACAGUAAGCAACGGCUCAAGGCCAUGUCUAGAUGCCCUCAACCUAUACCAUGCAGCACUUUCAACAAUGAUGGCUCGAUAUUUGCAUAUUCGGUGUGCUACGACUGGAGUAAAGGUGCAGAGAAUCAUAAUCCAGCAACAGCAAAGACCUAUAUUUUCCUUCACCUACCACAGGAGUCUGAGGUAAAAGGCAAACCAAGGAUUGGAACCAGUGGGAGGAAAUGAAUUUGGUAUCCGGUAGUGCAACUAAAUGGGACAAACCAGUUUUUUUUUUUUAUUAUUUUUGUAAAUGGUAGCAUUAUUUUAGUUUUUUUCCUAGCUAGUUUUGAAGAAGUUAAACAGUCGUGGUCAGUCAAUGAAUCAUGAAUGUAUUUUGGAAAGUGAGGCUUUUUAAGUUACGGGGACCUUCUUUGUUCAGGUUGAAGUUGGGGAUUUGCAGAGCUCUUAAGUUAAUUUGGUUCAUUACUUGAUUGUAAAAGGAGGUUUCGGAGAAUAGUUUGAUACAGCUACAAUACAAGUGAAAACCAUCUGCGGCUGUAAGUUAAUUCCAAUUGAAUGGUGCCUUUAAUUUAGUAUUUUGCACAA